Anopheles darlingi is the source of this 3646-nucleotide messenger RNA. RefSeq lists its product as uncharacterized. The coding region runs from base 274 to 3087 and encodes 937 amino acids. NCBI's taxonomy places the organism in Eukaryota, Metazoa, Arthropoda, Insecta, Diptera, Culicidae. The record is from RefSeq and is a predicted model, not a curated record. Gene Ontology annotation, molecular function: protein binding. The transcript has 7 exons.
CCCUGCUACCAAUGUCAAACAAAUUCAAAAUGGUGACCUGCCAAAGCGGUUCAGAAACCACCUUCCUAUUUAAAACACCUUGCCCCAAGGAUGCGCACUGCGCAGGAUGCGAGAAAGGAAGCUUUGCCCUAGAGUAAUAUAUUGGACCUAUCGAUCAAAGCAAAUCGUUGCAGUGUAUAGAGGACACUUUGAAGCACGAAUGAAAAGAACUACAAUUGUGAAAAAGUACGCUUAAUAAAAGGAUUCAUACCAAAUUAUUUGCUCCACAACACGAUGGACUUCGACUCCAAUAUGCCGACAUUGGAACUAACAAAGAAAUCGCUCAAGAAGGUACCCAAAGUAGAGGAUGCCCAGCAAUAUAGAGUGUUAAUAUUAGACGAAAAUGAGCUGCAGAAGAUUGAUAACAUAGACUGUUAUCUGAAAAUUGAAAAGCUUUCUCUUAGCAAAAAUCAACUUCUACGAAUGUACGGCGUGUGUCGAUUGCAUUGCUUGCGAGAAUUGAAUUUGUCGUACAAUGGUAUAUUAACCAUUGAGGGACUGAAAGAUUUAGUGCAUUUAACGCACUUAAACCUUGAGUGCAACAAUAUUAAAACAAUCGAGCAUUUGAACACUAAUGUACAUCUACAGUCGUUGAACUUAGCAGAGAACAGCAUUACCAGUGUUUCUGAUAUUUCUUCAUUGAAAAAAUUAAAGGAUCUCUUUCUUCACGGGAACAAGAUUUCGCAUUUAAGGCAAUGUGAUAAAUAUUUACCUCAAUCAGUGGAAAUACUAACGUUAGCGAAAAACAACAUUUGUGAUCUCAACGAGAUAUGCACUUUAAGCCACCUUAACAAUCUUAACAGCAUCACGAUAGCGGAAAACCCCUGUGUGCAAAUGGCUGGCAAUGCGGUCGGAUUUGAUUAUCGCCCCUUUGUGCUUAACUGGUGUAUGAGCUUGAAGCAUAUAGAUGGUUUUAUAGUUACUGCUAUUGAAAGCCUGAAGGCCGAGUGGCUAUACAGCCAAGGUCGUGGACGCCAGUUCCGCGUAGGCGAACAAACAGCUUUGUCUCGCUAUCUGAGUAGCGUUUGCCCCCUUUCUGGAGAAGCGUUGGAAAACCAGAAUGAAAGAAAAUUAAGGCUCAUUCUAAGUAAAGCGCAACAGCACCAACGCCAAUUACAGGAACAAACUACACAAGGAAGCGAUCUGCUAACCCAAUCGGUUAACAAUUCCCCUUCAUCUCUCCGUCGAAAAGGACAAACCACUCGCAUUCAAUCACCUCGCGUUACUAGGCUUAGUGGACGACAAAACUCCCCGGAUGCCAUGUCGAACAGCUACCAUGGCAACCUUUCGUUGAAUAAUUCCUUAUCUUCCAGUAACCAUAAUGAAAAUUCCGGAGGAGGGUCACAAUUGUUUGAAUUGACUAGAUCAUUGAUCGAUAAUAUCACUUCGGAUGGAAACAUUAUGUCGCAAAGUUUAGACCCAAAUAUGUUGGCUGCCAACAAUGGAGGAGUAGGACUUGCAAGCAGCUCCUCGACUAUUACAGGAGCGCGAUUGAUGACGGAAGCAAUCGUUUCAAACAAACAACAAACUUCUUCAAAUAAUAAUGCCAUUCCAUAUACUGAUCAUCCACCGUCGUCAUCCUUGCCAGUAUUGCUGAGCGAUGGCCCGCUAACUGCCGCUUCAAAGAUGGUACCGGUACCGGAAUCACUGAUGAGUCCCGAUAGCGCUCCCAGCGCAGCAAGUGCAGCCAGCAUUGUUCAACGCAAUUUGCAGAACCAGAAAACUCAACCUCAAACUCCCCAAAUACCAAAAGCUCACAAAAUGAGAGACAUUAAUCGUUCUGCGGAUCCAACCGGCAAUCCUUUUUCAGCUACAAAAAUAGGAAGUCCUCGUGCAUCCAACCGUAAAAUUGGAGGAGAUCAUUUAUCUCCUACGCUUUCUCCGCGCAAAACAUCUACCUUUUCAACGGGAGGAGAUGGAUGUACAUCUUAUUCGCGACCAGUUUCGUCACAAUCGAAACAUUUAAUUGAACCAGCAACUCCCUCUGAAUGUAGUUCAAGCAACGUUGUCAGCUCCGAUGAUGAAAGCGAAACAGUUAAUGUCGAAAAACUGCAAAAUAUUCGCCACAAAAUAGCCAUGCAACAGAAAAUACCGCCACAUUGCUCGAUUAAAAUUAAAGAGAACGUAUUGCAGUCUGCAAAAGAAUCGAUAGAUGAUGAGGAAGAUAAAACAAUCGAAAAUUCAGCAAUAUCCAUUCAAAAGUUUUGGCGCGGCUAUAUUGAUCGUAAACGUUUAUGCGGUGUCGUAGAGAAAAUGUAUUACAAGCGCACCAACGACCAUAUUUUGCAGUUGACAAAGGAUAUGCAAAUAACUAAGCACCAAUUAGAGGCUGGUCGAAAAAUACAGCAAUUACAGAUGCAGGCAUUGCGUCAGCUUUGGCGAAAGGUUUCAACAAUUAAUGACAAUGGCAAAUUGGCUGACUCUUGUGGGCACCGGCAAGUAUCAUCUGUUUCCGAAAAGGAUGAUUCUGCUAGAGAGUUUUCACCUAUGGUAGAUAAUUCCCAUGAGAAUAGAAGCACUUCUCUGAAUGAUCUUUCGAAAUCGUGUUCGAUGUUAAUGGAUCAAGUAAAGCUGUUACAGAGUGCCGUGCAAGAUAUUGUUGGAUGCAUGCAGUUUUUGAUACAUGUUCCUCAACCAUCAGAAGAGCAGCAAGAGCAGUCAUUCCAAUGCAAUGUUGAAUCUCAAACGGACAUCAUUGCGGUACAUACACCCCAGGGAGAGCACACGGCUUUUCCAAUCGUAAUACCGGACGUAUCUAGCAAAAAUCCUAAUUAUUUUAAACAAGGUACAGUAGCUAUGUGCAAGUUGCCAAGACCGUCUACCCUGCCCAUUACAGAAACUUCACCAAAAACGGAUGCAAGUCAAAAAUUCAAUGACGAAGAAUCUAUUUCUGCCGUCGGAGCUCAGGGAAAUGCGAAGAAAAUCGAAGAUGAAGAUAACCAAGUCGAUAUGGAAAUCGAACGUAUUAUUCCUAUAGAAAUUGGAACUAUUAAAAAUAUAGCAAAGAUGGAAAUGACUAUAGCGGACGCAACCCAGGACGAGGACUAAAGAGUUGCUGCAUUCUUACAGUUCACAUUUAUUUUAUUGCUAAUGCACAAUCCUACAAUGCAUAUGUUUGCCACGUUCUCUUUAUUAUUCCUGUGUGAUGUUUUUAAUGCAGUUAUAUAGUCGUCUCUACUAAAGUUUCGCUGUACGUAUCUUUUGUUUAAUUCAUUCGUUAAAACGGCAACAUUGUUUUAUAAUAAGUAUGAAAGAAUUUGUCCCAAGCUAUAGCAUUAGUCUACAGAUUAAAAAAAAGUGGUUGUGUAUGAUUCACCAGUCAUUAUAGAACUACUUUUAAAUUGCCUGCUUGCUCAAUUUUUUUCUUCUGUUUUUUUCAAAUUUCAUAUAUUGUGAUCCCUCUUAGUAGAAAAAAAGUUUUACUGAUACUUAGAUAAUUACAUAGAAUUUAUAUUCAAUUGGAUACAUAAAACAAGCAUUUCUAGAACAACGAAAAAGUAUUUUUAAUAUAGUAUUAUUUAAUUUUAUGGUUAAUGCAUUAAGAUAGCGUAAAAUUUGAUUUGCAUUAUGAUGUGAAAAAAUAACACUACCAACUUCCAAUAAACAA